Porites evermanni is the source of this 667-nucleotide messenger RNA. The record is from the annotation of a GenBank genome assembly. NCBI's taxonomy places the organism in Eukaryota, Metazoa, Cnidaria, Anthozoa, Scleractinia, Poritidae.
GUUCAGGCCGAGCAAGAAGACCUAUUCAAGCAGGCGGUUUAUAGAGAGAUAAGGCCAAUGCGCUCAACAGUCCGAGGCAAAGUAAUUGUAAGUGACAUUUAAUGGUUUAAACAGCAGCUAGAAACCAGUUGUUGAGAAAUUAAUUCCCUAGGAAAUGAUACUAGAUCAACGAGACAAUUACGUUCACUUGAAAAAUAUACAGAUUUUUGAGCGUUUUUUGAUCAUACGAUUUCUUUUUCUUUUUCUAAUAUUAUACAUGUCUAACUUUCAUAACAAUUAUUCCGUAUUUGUAAACAACAUAGCCGCAUUUUCUCGAAAGUAUAACUUCUAUUUAUGUACAAUCAUUUUUCUACUAUGACAUAUUGAAUUUAAAGCUAACAUUCAAGUGAAUAAUUUAGUGCAACAAUCCUUUUAUAUGUUUCGCAAAUUACGUAUGUUCUUACACUGAGAUGAAGAAAAUAUCGAGAUGACUCGAUUGCAGGACUCUAAGGCUAUAUUUUUCAAAAUGGGUGCAGCACCUAUCGGUGAAAUGUAUAUGAACGGUAGUGAAAAGGUGUACGUUGUGAGACAGAGGGACUUUUUCGGGCCCUUAAUCCCCCAAGAGAUCAAAGAACUUGUCCUAGCGAAAUACCGAGAGGACUUGUUCCUGAAAUGGUAUAACUAUUAA